Molecule: messenger RNA, 858 nt
Organism: Eutrema salsugineum
Lineage: Eukaryota; Viridiplantae; Streptophyta; Magnoliopsida; Brassicales; Brassicaceae
Product: VQ motif-containing protein 31
Exons: 2
Coding region: 164-688 (174 amino acids)
Source: RefSeq, a predicted model, not a curated record
UGUUCUCUUCUUCUGUUUUAAGUUCCUAAUUCUUGAUUUGGCUUCAGAAACCAGCAUUCACAUUCACAUUCGCCUUCACUUGCUUCCUCGGCUUGCUCUUCAGGUCAGAGGCCAAAAAAACAGGUGUAAAUCAAAGCCUGUUCUGUCAGAGAAAAACUUACAUAUGAAUAACCAAGGAAGUCAGAAUGUUGCAACUUGCAAGCCCGUCACUACAUUUGUCCAAACUGACACCAACACUUUCAGAGAAAUCGUGCAGCGCUUGACAGGUCCAUCAGAGAGCAAUGCUACAGCAGUACCAGAAGCAACAGUUAUAAAAACCGCCAUACAAAAGCGCCCGACUUCUAAGCUCCACGAGAGAAGGCAGUGUAUGAGGCCAAAGCUUGAAAUUGUCAAACCUCCUCUAAGCUUUAAGCCCACUGGUACGACACCAUCAUCUAAAUCUGGUAAUACCAACCUUUUAACAAGUCCAGUGGGCACCCCUUCUUCAUUGUUCUCUAACUUGUCAUUGAUAGAAGGGGAGAAAGGAGAACCAGAUAGUUGUACAACAAACAUUGAAGAAGAGGAGAAAGCCAUUAAAGAAAGACGCUUUUACUUACAUCCAUCGCCAAGGUCUAAACCAGGGUAUACAGAACCAGAAUUGCUUACUUUGUUUCCUUUAACAUCUCCCAAUUCAAGUGGCAGACCAUAAACUCAACAGAUUAAUCAUAAGCUUGUUCUCUGCCUACUAUCUCAAAGAUCAUGUACAUGUAGCGUGUCACAACAAAAUCAUUGAAAGAGAAAGACUGUUCAAUUGCUUUAUCUCAAUCAAGACUUGUUUCUGUAACAUUUCUGCAGCGUUUUGCUUUUUGCAGCGUUUCA